Molecule: messenger RNA, 1273 nt
Organism: Physeter macrocephalus (sperm whale)
Lineage: Eukaryota; Metazoa; Chordata; Mammalia; Artiodactyla; Physeteridae
Gene: MILR1
Product: mast cell immunoglobulin like receptor 1
Exons: 7
Coding region: 117-1076 (319 amino acids)
Source: RefSeq, a predicted model, not a curated record
CAUUUAGGAGAACGUGGGGGCCAUUUGAACAGACUGUUCUUUGGGGGCAUUUUUCCUGCUGUCAAGUAUAAGCCUCACUUACCAUUUUGAAGCUGGAAUCUCCAAACCAAAACAACAUGUGGAAAAAGAGUUUUCUCAUGUUCCUUUUCUCUCUUUCAGUUCAGAAGGCUGCACUGGAUUGUGAAAGAAUGAGAAAAACAAAUGAAUUCCCUUCUCCAAAUCUGAACUCACAAAUGGAUGCAGUCAUGAGGGGUCAGAAUGUAUCUCUAUCUUGUUUCAACCAGAACAAAUCACUGCGGAUCACCUAUUUUUUGUUUCGGGGUGAGAAAUGCCUGAGCAUCCAGAAUGGACCCAUGACUUUUAACCUAACAAUCUCAGAAGCCCGUGACGUGGGCCCCUACAAAUGCAAAGCCCAAGUUUCUAACUGUUCAAAAUACAGUCGUGAGUUCAACUUCACAUUUGUCGAUCCAGUGACUGCACCAGUGCUGAACAUCAGUGUUGUUCAAACAAAAACAGACAGCUACAUAAUGCUACGCUGCAUCUCAUUCAACGGCUCUCUGCCCAUCAAUUAUACUUUCUUUGAAAAAAACAUGGCCAUAUCACCAGCUAUCUCCAAGAAUGUAAGAGAGCCUGCUGAAUUUAACCUGACCAAGAAUAACACUGGAGAAGGGAAAGAGUAUAGGUGUGAAGCUAAAAACAGAUUGCCUGACCAUGCAAAAUACAGUCAACUCGUCACCAUACCCUCAGCAGGAGGAGACAGCUGUCCUUUCUGCCUGCAGCUACUGCUUCUGGGGUUUCUGCUUCUGGUGCUAAUAGUAAUAAUCCCAACUCUGGCAUUUUGGAUGCUACCAAAGUACAAAGCAAGAAAAGCUAUGAAAGAUAAUGCACCCAGAGUCUAUGGAAAUACACCCAUGGAAGAUGGAAUAUAUGCAAAUAUCUGUAAAAAUCAAGCAGGGACUGAAUACUCUCAGGAGAUACAUUAUACCACCCCCAUGUUCCAGGAGGUGGCACCGAGAGAUCAGGAAACCUGCAAUGAUUGUAAAACUGGAUAUGUCUAUUCUGAACUCAUCUUCUGAGAUUUAAAGAUAGAAACUACAUCUCAGGGUAAGAUGCUUUUUAUAAAGCUGAUUUACAUAACGAAAAAGCAAACUUGAUUGACAUUUAAAAAGGUUUCACCUGGUUACCUAAAGUGAAUCACUGUUUUUCAUGUUUAAACACUAUUCCUUUAGCCCUUUCAGAUACAUCCAAUCAUGUCAUCAGACAACAGAUUUGU